CCAGUUAAGUAGAAACCAGCAUAAGGCCUGUAGCAAGCUCCCAGUUAAGUAGAAACCAGCAGCAAGCUCCCAGUUAAGUAGAAACCAGUGUAAGGGCUGUAGGGGGUCCCAGUUGCAUGUUUAGAUUGACACUGGAGCAGAGGACAUCGUUGUCAGAAAAUGUCCCUUUUUUUUGGAAGGUAGGGGGGUAGUUUCAGAUGGGUGGGAAAAAAAUGUGAACCAGCGAUUCGUAACGUUUUAAUUGAUUUUGAGACCGAUGCAUGAUACAUUUGGGUCGGUUUGGGGUCCCGCGGACCAAUGCACUCAUGUUAAACAUUUGAACCGGGGACCGACGCGUGUGAAGCGUUACGUAUUAAAUCUAUAAAUCGAUUGGUUUUGGUGUUCUCUCUUUAUUUUCUGUUUAGCACUUUGAACAGAUUUUWUUUUUUUUAAGAAAUGUGCUCUAUAAAUGAAGUUUGAUUUGACCCAGCCCACCGAGGGCCUGGCCCCAGCAGACAGCCUGAACGACCCAGCGUCAGAGAGUAACGGCCAGGAGCUGGCUGCAGCAGUGACCCAGGCUGUGGCCCGGCUAGCCCCAACCUGCACCAUGGUGGUGACAAACCCGGCUAAGACUCAGCCCAUGAUGGUGGCUAUCCCGGCUAAGACUCAGCCCAUGAUGGUGGCCAGCCCGGCUAAGACUCAGCCCAUGAUGGUGGCCAGCCCGGCUAAGACUCAGCCCAUGAUGGUGGCCAGCCCGACUAAGACUCAGCCCAUGAUGGUGGCCAGCCCGGCUAAGACUCAGCCCAUGAUGGUGGCUAUCCCGGCUAAGACUCAGCCCAUGAUGGUGGCCAGUCCGGCUAAGAUGCAGGCAGCUGCGACCCUGGCAGAGGUGGCUAACGGCAUAGAGUCAGCUGCGGGGAGGCAAGGAGCUCCUCCUGCGGUGGCCAAAGCCCCGGUGAAGAAAGACAACCAGUGGUUUGACGUUGGCAUCGUCAAGGUGACCAACACCGUGGUCACACACUACUACUUGCCCACUGACGACCAAGCCGCUGUCGAUGUAAGACACGCCACACCACGCACGCACGCACGCACGCACACACCACACACACUACCCGCUGAUGACCAGGCCUCUGUCGAUGUAAGACUCUAUAAAGGCAUCAGCAUGCUUCAGUUCGGCUGCAUAAUCCCUUAAAAGGACCUUGGCUUGAAUUAUUAUUUUUUAAAGCGGCGAUAGUACUGUUUGUCCAUUUUGAGAUGCCGUAGCCUG
Salvelinus sp. IW2-2015 is the source of this 1246-nucleotide messenger RNA. RefSeq names its product host cell factor 1. Gene Ontology annotation, cellular component: microtubule; histone methyltransferase complex. NCBI's taxonomy places the organism in Eukaryota, Metazoa, Chordata, Actinopteri, Salmoniformes, Salmonidae. Gene Ontology annotation, biological process: microtubule cytoskeleton organization; regulation of DNA-templated transcription; chromatin remodeling. The record is from RefSeq and is a predicted model, not a curated record. Gene Ontology annotation, molecular function: transcription coactivator activity; microtubule binding; calmodulin binding.